Acanthaster planci (crown-of-thorns starfish) is the source of this 2038-nucleotide messenger RNA. RefSeq names its product ankyrin repeat domain-containing protein 40-like. Gene Ontology annotation, molecular function: protein binding. NCBI's taxonomy places the organism in Eukaryota, Metazoa, Echinodermata, Asteroidea, Valvatida, Acanthasteridae. The record is from RefSeq and is a predicted model, not a curated record.
AAUAAAAUACAUGUAGUGAUGUGCAUGCUGUACAUGAGAGUCGCUUCGGGAAUUGGUACAACUAAUAUAUAAGAAGUGGAUCAUUGGAGGAAGAAAAUUGGGCCUAGCGUUAUCAACACUCUUAUCUGGUAAUUUCUAAGCGUUUAGUUUUAGUGAUGGACGAUUCUAAGGAUCUUGAGGAUAAGUUCCGUGAAGCAGCAAGUAUAGGUGAUCAGGAUAUGCUAGACAAACUGCUUCAGCUCGGGGUAAAUGUGAAUGCCCAACAUCGAAUAAAUGGAUGGACUGCCCUACACUGGGCCAGCAAACGUGGCCACCCUACCAUUGUCCGACAUUUACUGACCAAUGGAGCUGACCGAUCACUGACCAAUGGGAAAGGAGAGACAGCUGCCCAGCUCACCGAUAAAGAAGAAAUCCACUCCUUAUUGGGAGGGAAACCAGAGACACUUUCUAAUUCUUCUUUGCCUAUCACCCCAAACUACAUUCGGCACCCACCAUUUCCCUACCUAUCCAAGACGAAUGGAACAGCCCAAAGCCCAAUGGCUAACACGAACCAUGACCAACCAAUCACAAGCAGAAUAUCUCAUCUCUCAUCUGAAGAACUGGUGCUGAAAGUCCGGGUUGCCAACUCAGCUGAGACAGACUUCAUCGAGAUUGAGAUUGACCGCAAUGAACGGACAUUCUCUAACCUGGUCUUGACGUGCUGCCGAGAGCUCAACUGUGAACCGGAGACAGUGGUCAAGGUUCGUAAACUCCCCAACACUAUCCUCCGCAAAGAUAAGGAUGUGUGGAGGCUGACGGAUUUCCAAGAGUUGGAGAUUGUUCUACAGAAGUUCUCCGGUGGAACGCGACUCCAAAAUGCCUUCCAAGAAUUGAUAUACUGAUAUCAGUUAUUUCUCAAUUGAUACCACCACGUUGUUGUGUACAUGGUUGAAUGAAAUCCCAGAUUUAUUGAGAUCUUUCAAAAUCUAUCUAAAACUAUCAACUACAUGUACAUAUAGGUAUGUAGUUGUAUCAAAAGCCAGGUCUUGGAAUGUUUUGAUGGAUUCAGGACUGUACGGUUCCAGUAAUCGAUAUAUCGAAAGUAGGAUUGACAUGGAUUGACUAUCCCUUGUACAGAACAUAAAGGCUACAUACAUACAGGACUUGAUAUUGAACUAACUGCAGUAUUAGGCAAUUUCAUUAGUUUGAGGUUUGAUCCACCAAAUGUAUUGUUAUUUCAAAUGAAAUGUAAAUUAUACGACACCAAGAAUUAGAGCAGAGAGAGAAAACAGCACAGGAAUUCUGCUUCUUGCCAUUUUCAUGUUAACUGAUUUCUAGCCACAGGCUUACUUGGCUGCAGCACUACAGUUUCUUACAGCAAUUAUCACGAGGUAAAACCCUGAGCAGGUUUAUUUUGUUGAUGGUUGGACAUCCUUUUGAUAUUUUGGAUAUCAUUGCCAGUAUCAAAGUUUCACCAAUUUGAUAUGAUUAAAAGUCUGAUUUAGGAGAAAUCAAUUUCAAAUUGAUAUCAAAGAAUCGAGCAAUAUCAAUGGACCGCAGCCUCUGUCACCGGUACUUGACACACGGCUUGAUGGCCGAUUCAUUUCAGUGGUCAGAAUCCACUUUCUUUCUUAGAGACUGUUUUGGAUUAGAUCAUUUUGUAGAAAACGUCCUGCAGAAAUGUGCAGGGUUAGUUUAGUAUGGCAUUCAGGCUACCUCAUAAUCUACCACUACACAAUAGUAGCCCUCGUUUGUUGAGAGCAUGCAUGAGUAUUUCUAAAAUGUGUGAACAAAUUUGUUUGCAUGGUUAACUGCUUGCAGUUGUGUAAGAAAAAACAUUGUAUAUUGAUUUCAUUUUGAACAUUCAGAGAUGGUGGAUAGCCUAACAGAUUUUCUGGGAUCCUCUAGAAUAAGGUUGGUCAAUCCCUAUUCUGCUUACUUCAGCACUGACAGAAAACUACCGAAUACUGGUUUCUCUGAAAGCCUUAAUCCUAAGCAAUAAUGUGGACUUUCCAUUGUUGUUAAAGUCUCCACAUUAAAAUUUCUUUGUAUCCGAGAA